This is a messenger RNA of Vitrella brassicaformis, 4396 nucleotides long. The record is from the annotation of a GenBank genome assembly. Lineage: Eukaryota; Vitrellaceae.
CGCGGGAGAAGGUGCCACACGCACCACCUGCAGUCGCUCAAUCGCUCAGGUGCUCGCAGCCUGAAGAACCGCCCUUCGAGGGAAGUGGAUGCCCUCGGCGGCGCGCUGCUUGUUUUCCUCCGACAGCAAUGGGGUGAGCACCACACCACACGAUGAGACCACAUGUGAAGCAUACACACUCUCUGAUCUGCCUGGCUGUUGUGCUUUUGCGUGUUGCAGGUCCGAGGAUGGUAGCGACCGUCCUGCAGGAUUCAGGCUCAUCCACAGAAGCGGCAGGCCUCCCGCACGCCAGCAGUCACCGGUAAACCAAUUCCUCCCCGCACAUGACGUAACCAUCCAUCCCGACAAGAUUCUGUCAUGUGUGCUGCUGUCAGGCUUCCAAGCGUCUGUCUGUUGAAGAGCUCUCGCGCGUGUUUGGCCACCUGCAUCCGUGGGAGCUGACGCGGCUGCGGCCCGCCAUCAGCUCAUCGCUCGUCCGCACGUCGGCCGGCCUUUACAGCCACUUAGCGCUGGACUGCUCCAAUGACGAGACCGCCCCGUUCUGGGUGACGAUGCCCUUGAAGUUGGCGCACAGAUGGGGCGAGCGGGCCGUCAACCUGCGCACCAUCACCCUCCGGCAACCCCGAAACAUGAACCUGUGGUGCAACGUGACGAUAGAGACCCUCGUGGAGGGGCAUGCUCGUGGGAGGGCGGCCAUGAUCGACAGAGAGCGGCGUAGGGCGAGCGAGGAAGGCGGGUUGGCGCAGCAGCCGGUGCAGACACAGCCGGAGGGGUCGCUGGAGCACAUCAUCUUCGAUACGGACCCCGGCAUGUCAUGGUGCGACGCCCUCGAGCGAGGCAUCCAGUCAUGCGCCCUCUGUCACGACCCCCCCGGCGCCCCUGCCAGCCCCGUCACGGGCAUCUGUCGAGAUCUGCCCAUGACCGAGGAGGGUGGUGGGGAGAGCGCCGCCGCGAGCCUCAGCCUGUCCCGUGAUGCGUUGGCACCCACCACGCUCCACGGGCUCAAGUCGGUCAAGGGCGUCAAGGGCAUCGAUGACCUGAGCUGGGGCCGCAGCACCUCGCUGAGCUAUCGACGAUGGCAGAUGCCGCAGCUGCACGAGGUGGAGCUGCUGCACGACCCUUGGCGCGAGUCGGGGUUCCUGUGGUCGUCACGGUGUCUGCGGAAGAUCACUGCCGAGGGAGGCAUGUGGGCCAGCAGUUUUAGGGAGGCGAAGGAUGGCACGCUGGCGCAUCUGGAGGGCGUCGUGGGGAUCUGCCUGCCGGACAAACCUGCCGAUGUGCUUCAGCUAAAGGUGCGUGGGGCCGGGAACCAGAGAGAGGGGACUUCACGUGAAACACAUACAUACGGGUACUUGGCGUCUUUGUGUUGCUUCUCAGGCCGAUCUUGUGCGUGGCGGUUGUCGGUCGCUCAAGCGUCUGCAGUUCCGCAAGCAGCCGCCGCGCCCAGACGAACCUGACGACUUCAACUUCUACACGGCCAUCCCGGUCCUGCGGGAGAUAGACAACCUCCGGUCGCAGCUCCCCCACUGCAAGGUGAUGGCGCCUGGCGCAGACAUCGACCUGGAUGUUCCUGCGGCGCGCCAUGUGGCCUUUCUCUGCCCUCCCCACGACAUCUCACUCCCUGCCCCUGACACCCUCCCGGCAUCCGUCAAGACCAUGGCCCGGCAGCUCGCCGGGGCGAUACAGACUGUCGCGUGGGACCCUGGGUGGAGCGAAGAGCACAACAACGCCGCGCCCACCGCACAGCACGUCACCGGCGACCCGGCGGCCUGGCGUGCGACCCGCGUCCACUCGUUUCCAAACGCCAAGCAGCUGUGCAUUGACUCGCGGGACGACUACAGCCCGGCCGAUCAUCCGCCCGACCAUCCUGUGUGGUCGUCGCUGCACCUGCUGCCGGAUCUUCCCUCCAAACAUGAAGCUGAAGGUUUCGACGUUUCGGGGAGGGAGUCUGGCUGUCGAGGCGGUCCACAAGUUGUCGGCAGCCGGGCAGCUCGCCGGAAAGCUCAAGUCGGUCUGUGUCGGUGGCCCGGCGAGCUUCCACGGCCUUGAUGUGCUUGGCGUGUUGGAGGGUAUAGGGAGGGGGGCACUGCUGGAGGAGGUAGAGGUGCGGAUGUGCUACGAGACGGACGGCAUUAGGCUGGGCGAGGUGGCAGAGAGGAUACUGGCCAUCCAAGGGCUCAAAAUCACCAUCAGCCAUCUGUCUGCUGGUGAGACCGAGAGGAGCCACCAACAGAACCGCGAUCCAUUCACUGCGUUGUGUGUGGUCAGCGCCUGCCAGUGCUGAUGUUCCGGUCUGCCACUGCACGAUGGCGACCCUGGCGUCGUCCCUGCGGGUCCGCGGCUUGCAGAGGCUCCAGAUCAUCGCAGAAUGGCUCGACCCAGAGGCAGCCGAGGAGCUGGUGGCGGAGCUGUCUGUGCAGGAUGGCACCAUGCCCGGAUUCAGUGUCGAGUGGCAGCAGAGUGACCAGCCCCGCAAUAAGCAGCACAGACAGGUGACGGUCACAGCCGAACGCCUUGCUGCGGCCGCCGCACGCCCAUCCAGCGCCAUCCCUCCCCAGGCCGCCACCCCGCCCCUUUUCCCGACACACUCACACGCCGCAGCGGCCACUGCUCAUGGCGGGCUCGACAAGCUGGACCACUCAGCAUCCGCUGCUGCCUACCAGCCCGACGGUGCAGCAGCGGCCAGUAGCGGUGGGAUGGUCAAGCUCACGACCGGAUGCGCCGCAUUUGACAAUCUCACCGAUGGAGGCAUAGAGACUGGUACGUGGGGGGCUGGACGGACUGGUGCACAGGGAAGGAACAGCACGCACAGACGGAUGGAUGGAUGGAUGGAUGGAUGUCGCGUCUGUGUAGGUGUGUUGACGGAGGUGUUUGGUGAGUUCGGUUCGGGCGUGGGGGUGUUGUGCCACACGUUGGCGGUGACGGCUCAGCUGCCGGUCGAUCAGGGUGGGGCCGAGGGCAAGAAGGUGGCGUGGAUUGCCCUCGGCCCUCAUCCGAUCUUGCCAGGGCUCAUCAGGAAGAUAGCGGAACGUUUCGGUGAGUGUGGCCCACACACGGGGCGGCAUCCCUCCAUGGGCGCGUUCUGUGUGUAGGUUUGGACGCUAAGCAGGUGCUGAAGAACAUCAGCUACGCGCGUCCGCUCAACUCGGACCAUCGCACGAAGCUGCUGGUGAAGUUGGCCUCGAUGAUGAGGGAGGCUCGAUUCGCACUCCUCAUUGUAGACUCUGCCAUCUCACGCUUCCAACUCGAGAAUUCAGGAUAUUGCCAGGUACCACAUGGGAUGCACCCACACGUCAUGCGUCUCCCUCUGUGUGUCUCUUUGUGGCUGUAAGAGUGUUCAGUUGGCGGGUCAGUUGCGCCUCUGCCAGUUCCUCCGGAAGCUGCAGAAAAUGGCCAAGGAGCUCAAAGUCGCUGGUCGGUCAGCGGGCAGUAAGGGAGAGAGAUCAGGCAGAUGAUCUGUGUCAUCGAUGUCUGUCUGUCUGUCUCUCUGGAUGGAUGGAUGGAUGCAGUGGUGGUGACGAACCAGGUGGAGGCGGCGGUUGACCCCUUGAUGUCGGCGCUCGGCGGGGAGGACACGAAGCCCCUCGCUGGCCACAUCAUGGCGCACGCGUCGCACAGGCGUCUGCACUUGCGCAAGGGCAAGGGUCAGAGCCGCGUGGCCACGAUCUACGACUCGCCGUCGAUGGCCGACAAGGUCGAGGCACACUUCGCCAUCACUGAGGCCGGCAUCGCAGGCAGACGAGAUCAUGGACAAGGACAAGGACAAGGCACGACAUAAGAAAGAUGCUGGUCGAGACGAUGAGUGAUCCACCUCAACACACCACACCGCACCAGAUACACGGACAUAUGGAUGGGCCAAGGGAGGGGGCGCGCAGGCAGAGACGCACCGAUACAUACCGGUUUGCCUGUGCCGAUGGAUGGAUGGAUGGAUAGUACCAGCAGUUGCUUGACCAUGCUGUGUGAGAGGGCUCUUGGCGUCCACGUGCGCACAAACCAGACCACUCUCGCAAAGAGCUGACCGACGCCAUGCAUUGUCGGACGCCUGGCUGCCUUACUGGGUGUGUGCAUUCCCGUGUGUACUUGUGUGUGUUGUGCAGCCCCUGGUUCUCGCCUCCUCUUUCGUAACUGUGCAUAGUACAUGAAGGAAUGUGUAUAUGGCUUUCCUGUCGGUUCCAUCCAGUGCAUCUGGUUCCAUCCAGUGAGCGCGCUCACUCACCGACUUGAGUGUGGCCGGUGUGCGGACACAUAGACAGACAGACAGACAGACAGUCAGACAGACAUGGCAUUGCAUGAGGCGAUGGGUGGAGGGGUGGACUGUAGGUAGCACGGGUGGGGUGGAUGGAUGGAUGGACGGACGGACGCAGUGGUGUACCGUUUGUGUGAGUGUACGUACAGG